UACGACCCUAAGAGGCUGUUGAGAUACGAACUCGUUGCUCUAGAGGUACGGGAUGCAGGAAGGCCGGUGAUCAUAGAGAUGGAGGAUGAUAAAUAUGAGGAUCGGCCGCCGCAACUCCCUAUAGAAGACGCGCGUCAGCUACUGGCCUUGGAGAAUGGAAGCGUGCACAAUCAAGUAGCACCAUUUCCUCCGAUGAGCACCCCUUUUUGGGAUCUUCAACCUAGUGUAGCCAACAUACGGAAUGCAGGCCCCGCAUCCUCCUCUUCCGCACUCAGCUUCAAUACAGGAUUAACAGGACAACAGCAAUUCUACAACACCUUCAGGACACCUGCAACAUCAUCGCACUUUCCCAGCAUCCUGGGAUGGAACGGCGCUGCAUCUCAAGCAACUAGUGUAUUCUCUCAUCCAGUGGCUUUAUCUGGGUAUUCCGAGAUGAAUAGUCUUGCACAUCGGAGCAACAUCAUGACACUGACACAGCAACAUCGAUCAGCCAGCCAGAGCGACUUCGAAGGCAGGAAACGCAGGAAGGGCAAGAAACAGCGUAGCACGAAAGUAGAUACCUCGGAUAGCGAAUCAAGCAGCUCAGCAGGAUCGAACAGUAGCGACGAAAGAGAGCAAAUCAGGAAGACGAAAUUGCUGCUCAGAAAGCUCGAGAAAGAUCGGAAAAAGCGCAAACAUCGAUGAAGAUGAGCUUGCGAGGAGAGACAUGAUGGCGCAAGGGACGACACUUUGUAUCAUUCCAAGAAAUUAAAAACCUCAUAAUUUAAAGACUAAAAAUAUGAACAUUACCAAGGAAAGAGAGUAUGUAGAUGCAUGAUAGAAUAGAGCAAAGUUAUUGGUCUGCACAGGUUGUCCAUUUGCCAUCACCGCACAUUCGUUCCCAUGAGAGCAACGGGCAUUUCAAAAUUUCUUACACCUCAGUAGUAUUGAUAAAUCUGAGUCGACGAAGAAAUACAAGAAGAGACGAGGUCAUAAUGACG
Amoebophrya sp. A25 is the source of this 980-nucleotide messenger RNA. NCBI's taxonomy places the organism in Eukaryota, Dinophyceae, Syndiniales, Amoebophryaceae. The record is from the annotation of a GenBank genome assembly.